UAAAAAUAUACACGUUCGAUUCAUGUGUUUCGGAAUAUGGAUGAUUUCAAUCGGCUUACACCAUCAACUCUAGUGGAUUUCACAUCACUGCGAUGUUCUUCACACACGCAGUUCAAAUGCCAGUGUUUAUGUCGUAUUCCAUACUUGUUACACCACGAAUUGAUGUGCAUACCAAUGGAUACUCAAAACAAAUACAAAUAUGACCCAUGUGUUUCAAAAUGUAUCAAUUUCAAUUCCGCUUACACCAUGAAAUCUAAUGCAUUUCAUAUCACUGAGAUGUUCUUCACAAACUCAGUUCAAAUGACAAUGUUUACAGCAAAUUCCAUACUUGAUACACCGCGAUCUCAUAUAUUUAUCUAACGAAUGUUAUGAAUUGAUUCAAACAAACUUGAGUAGGCAUUCGAACCAUCUAAUUGUGUCACUCUUUCGAAGAAAAAGCACAUGUUUCGUAUAAACUAACUUUUUUCAGCUGGUAUUUUGUAGUAAUUUAAUGUUUUGCUAAAAUUCUGGUUAAAAACAAGACAAAUAUUUGAAUUAAGUAGAGACACUGUAGACAAUAAAAUACAUAUUGGUUGCGGUGGUUGAAUUUGAUGGGUUAGUUCUAAAUUAUGUUAUGACAAUAAGUAAAGCCAUUUAACUAAAAAGAUCCAAAUAACAUUCUUAUAAAGAAUAAUCUAGGUACUUGAUUCUCUAUGAAAAAAUCUUUAUAUUUAGCAUAUGUCUAUCUGGUAGCCCAUAGGGAGAAACAUCGGAUUAGAAAAUGUGUUCCUAUUGACAGAGCCCGAGUUCUGCAAGAAGAGUACACCAAUAUCGCAGCAAUCCAACAAAUCACAAUCCAACAAUUUUUAUCAAAGGACACGAGAUCUCGGAACAUCGAACAAUUCAAUGGUCAGAAGCUCACCGAUACAAUAACCACCAUCUUAUUACCAGAAUGCCUCAUCGAAACGUUUAAUUCCUCGAAGAGACAUGCAUACCGGCAAGCUGGAAUCAACAUAUCAUGGCCAGCACAUACUCCUUGACAUUGUGGAUGACAAUGGAAUCAGUCGUAGGACAGUAAUGAAGCUUUUUGGUCCACUGAAGAUGGAGACGGCAAGGAGUUCGAGUGUAAAUAUGCCAACGACAAUGACACCCGCUGCUAUACAACCAAAUGAUUCAACUUUAUUAAUUAGGAACUUUAUUUAGCGAUGGCGAAGACAUUUUAUACAUUUGUACAAAAUUUGUUUUUAUUUCAUUUCAUCCGUCCGGAAUUCGAUUUACGUUAGAGAAUUGAAAACCAAUAAAAGAUUGUUUUUUAUAUACCUCCACCGUUGAUGCGUUGGUAGUUAUAGCAAAACAAUGCUUUUUGAAUUGGUUUUCGAUCCGAUGACGAAAAUCGGACUCCGGGCGGAAAUUGCAUUCCUGUAUCAUUGUAAACAUAUGAAAGAAAACACGAAAUACAUUCAUUUCCAAUAAAAUUCAACACGAUUAAACAUCAAAUUCAUUUAGAAAACAAGCGAACAUGUCAAGCCAUUCAAU
Molecule: messenger RNA, 1515 nt
Organism: Armigeres subalbatus
Lineage: Eukaryota; Metazoa; Arthropoda; Insecta; Diptera; Culicidae
Exons: 3
Coding region: 693-1019 (108 amino acids)
Source: RefSeq, a predicted model, not a curated record